Molecule: messenger RNA, 3931 nt
Organism: Argiope bruennichi
Lineage: Eukaryota; Metazoa; Arthropoda; Arachnida; Araneae; Araneidae
Product: neprilysin-4-like
Exons: 21
Coding region: 122-2398 (758 amino acids)
Biological process (GO): protein processing
Cellular component (GO): plasma membrane
Molecular function (GO): metalloendopeptidase activity
Source: RefSeq, a predicted model, not a curated record
AACCCACCAGUUGAGCUUCCAAUGCCCAGAAAUCCAGGUUCUCCCGAAAAAAGCUCUCCCGAUUUCUUUCCCGGAAUGGGAACCCGCUGAAAGGAAGUGCUAACGAGCGAGAGAGGUUGCCAUGACAACCAAAACAGCGGCGGAUGCUGUCGCUGUUGCUAUGUCCAGGGAGACGAGCACUUCCAGAUCCUUCAAUUGCAGGCCUCGUACUGUACCAGAGAGAAUACUCUUAUUCUUGCUAUUAGCCGUCUGCACUUUGUGUGCCAUUCUAGUGAUACUCCUCUAUAACCAAAAGAGCCCACCGCUACUGCGAGGUAGGCGGAACGUUUUCGAUUGCAUAAAAGACACCGAAAGCUGUCAAAAUACCUCAUGUUCUCAUGUGUGUCUCACGGAAACUUGCGUGCAAGCAGCCGCCACUCUACUCAAGAACAUGGAUCCUCUAGUGUCCCCCUGCGAAGAUUUCUACCAGUUUGCUUGUGGGAAGUGGCCCCAGCACCACGAAUUGCCCAGCGACAGGUCAUACUACGACACAUUCUCUCUCAUGAAAGACGAACUGAAAGCGAAGCUCAGAGAAUUAUUAGAAGAACCCAUAAUAGAAGAAGACAGCAAUGCAACUAUUAGUGCAAAGAAUCUUUAUGCGUCUUGUAUGAAUGAAAGAGCCAUCGAAGAGCUUAAGGAACAGCCCCUUCUCAUUCUCCUGGAGGAGCUCGGCGGCUGGCCCGUCACCAGCUCCAACUGGUCAGAGGAUUCAUUUGACUGGGUACACCAGAUAGCGAAGCUGAGGCAGUUCAACAAUGACAUACUUCUUGGGCAGUGGGUGGCACCCGAUGGAAAGAAUUCCUCCAUCAACAUCAUACAGAUCGAUCAGGCUGAUCUCGGGUUGCCCAGUCGAGAGUACUACAUUCAAGGCACUCAGCAAUUGGAGGCCUACGGCCGCUUCAUGGUGGACAUAGCUCAGUUACUCGGAGCAUCACCGGAACAGGCAGAGAAGGACAUGAGAGAAGUUCUGGAGUUCGAGACACUCCUGGCGAAUUUUACAAUUCCAAGCGAAGAACGCAGAAAUUACACAGCGAUAUAUUUGAAGAUGACAUUAGCAGAACUACAGCAGAAAAUUCCUUUGGUAAACUGGACUCUGUAUUUCAGCGUAGCCAUGCCACUGGAACUGACUGAAGACGAAGAAGUCGUUGUAUAUGCUGUCCCUUAUCUACUUUCGAUGAGUGAUCUCGUGGCAAAUACGUCCAAAAGAACUGUCGCUAAUUACAUCCUUUGGCGGUUCGUGUACAAUAGAGUGAGCAACCUGGACAAGCGUUUCCUCGCCAAACAACAAGAGUAUUACAGUGCUCUUUAUGGAACCCAAGCGAUAUCACCUAGAUGGAAGACAUGCACCGUUUACGUUAACAAAAAUAUGGGGAUGGCUGUUGGAUCACUGUUCGUUAAGAGACAUUUCAAUGAAAAGAGCAAAGAAACGGCUGAAGAAAUGAUAAAGGAUAUCAAAACUGCUUUUCUUGAGUUACUUGAUGAAGUGGACUGGAUGGAUGCAGAAACAAGGGAAGCUGCAAGACAGAAGGCUGUACUUAUGAGUGAAAAAAUUGGAUUUCCAGAAUAUUUAAUGGAUUCUCAAGCUUUGGACGAAGAAUUUGAUGGAAUAGAAUUUAAACCUGAUACAUACUUUGAGAAUGUCCUCCUGAACUUGAAGCAUUAUUCAAGAAAAGAACAAUUGAAACUCAGAGCUCCAGUAGACAGAAUGCAAUGGGUUACUUCUCCAGCUGUGGUGAAUGCCUUCUACACAAGAUCAAAGAAUUUUAUAACGUUUCCGGCUGGGAUUCUACAACCUCCCCUUUAUCACCAAAACUACAUAAGAUCUCUCAACUAUGGAGGAAUAGGUGUGGUCAUUGGUCAUGAAAUUACCCAUGGGUUUGAUGAUAAAGGCCGACAAUUCGAUCAUUUUGGAAAUCUAAAGCAGUGGUGGCAUUCAGAUGCCUUGCAAAGAUUUCAAUCCAAGGCAGAUUGUAUGAUUAAUCAGUAUGGCGACUACAUUAUGACUGACAUCGACAUGAAGGUAAAUGGUAUUAACACCCAAGGAGAAAAUAUCGCUGAUAAUGGAGGUGUUAAACAAGCUUUUAAGGCAUACAAAGGCUGGGUGUCUCGAAAUGGCGAAGAGCCUCUGCUUCCUGGACUCAAUUUGACUCAUGAACAACUGUUUUUCCUCAACUACGCGCAAAUCUGGUGCGGUGUGAUGAGGCCUGAAGCGGCUGUCAAUAUAAUACGCACAGGAGCGCACAGUCCGGGUAGAUUCAGAGUGAUCGGCGCACUGUCCAACUCGAAGGAUUUCAUCGAAGCGUACAACUGUCCCCUGGGCAGUCCGAUGAAUCCGGAGCACAAGUGCGAAGUGUGGUAAAGUCAUCCUCACACACUGAGUUUGUUCAGGGAAUCAAUAGGACGGAUAUGUACUGGGAGAAAUUUCUCCCUCGUUUAUUCGUGCAAUAUAUGUCGUCGUUCGAUGUGUAAAUAAUUCUUCUCUCUGAUCUAACCUGCUUCUCGCGUGGUUCUGUUUUCACGAGAUUUCAUUUCAUUGUGUAUUUAUUUAAUGUGUAGUCAGGUAGAGAUUUUAUUCGAAAGUGGUUGAGACAAGCCUUUUCAGGUAAAGAAACGAGGAUAACAAUUAAAUUGGGAAUUAUUAAAAAAACAUUUUUCACUUUUUAUCGUUAUAAGCUAAUUUAAACUGAAGUUAUGAAAGAAAAAUCACAAUUUCGUUAAGAAAGAUUUAAUCAAUGCAGAUACGAAAUAAUAAAUUUUCGAUUAACAUUAAAAAAUGGUAACUGAACUUCAGACAAUGUAUUUUUAAUAUAUUUGAGCUAGAAUGGAAAUUUUCAUUUCAUUUAAACAUUGGAGAAAAAAUACAUUCUAAACACUAAUUUAAUGCAUGAUACGAAUUACCAAAAAAGGUUUUUUGAAAAAAAGUAAUAACUAUGCAUGGAUACAUCGUUACAGUUGAAAUGAAUAAUGAAAAAAUAUUUAGACGCUUUCUGGUCAUAAAAAAAUGUAAAGUAACAGAAGAAUUUUUCUUUAAUUUGUAUAGAUUUAUUUAGUACAUACCGUAAAUUCUGUCAAAGCAAGCUGCUUGCAUUUAAUGCUUUAUGGAAAACAUUUCUUGUUCUUCAAACAAGACUUUCUAAAUUUUCACUUUUAAUUUAAAUUUUUUAUUUGUUAAAUUUCACAAUUAUUAAAUUUUUAAAGCUUCAACUGUUUUUGUUCUUUGAAUAAAUGUUCAUGGGAAAUGUAAAUAAUUUGAUUAUAAAUUUUUCUUUGUUCUAAAAUUAUUCUAUCUAGUUCUUAAAUUAAAUCAAUUAUUAAACAAUCGUUUCAAUUCAACAAAAACACCUGAAUAAUUAAAAUAGUUUCCUGUAAUUUUUUUUUUACUGUGUUCAGGCUAUAUUUCCUCCUACGAUUAAUGUUUUUAAAAAAUUUUUAUUCCUUCUUACAAUUAGCAUGUAUACUUUUUUCAAAACAUAGCCGAAAUAAAAGAAAAAAAUAAUACAAAAAUAAAAAGUAUGAACUGCUGAGAUAUUACUUGAAAGGCUUGUUGCAUAUAACUGGUUUGAGCACAUUAAAGAUUAUUUGAUCAUUUGCUUUUGAAUCUGUUAUCUAGUCAUCAUAGGUUUUAGAACUGGACAAAUCUGUUUUAUAUUCACUGUCACUGACUUCAUUGCAAAAAUCUGUACAAAAAGACUAAUUCGGACUAGAUAUAUUUUGCUUCACAUAUACGAGCCAUUAUGCGGGUAUUAAGUGUUUUUACGACAGAUAAUUAAGUUAAUAUUAAUCGAAUAUUAAAAUUUAAAUUUCCAUUUAUAUUAAAGAAAUUAUGUACUCUAUUUAUCUUGCAAUUAUCAUGCGUUAUGUUACUUUUAAUGUACAUAUAUUUUCUCAUCAU